Sporisorium graminicola is the source of this 3399-nucleotide messenger RNA. RefSeq lists its product as uncharacterized. The record is from RefSeq and is a predicted model, not a curated record. Gene Ontology annotation, molecular function: metal ion binding. The transcript has a single exon. Lineage: Eukaryota; Fungi; Basidiomycota; Ustilaginomycetes; Ustilaginales; Ustilaginaceae. The coding region runs from base 1 to 3399 and encodes 1132 amino acids.
AUGCCCGCAGACGGCUCAGCAUCGUUUGCAAACACCAACGGCCUUCCUUCCACCCAUGGAAAUUUCGACCUCAUCACCCGCCAUGACCUCGACUACGCUCCUGGCAUGGCGGUCGAAAAGUGGAGAUCACGUAAGACCGGUCUUACCGUCCUCUGGGCCAAUUUUGACUCGCCCCUUCUCAACUGCUACAUGACUCUCGCCUCCGAAAUUUUCGAAGACUCGGGCGUACCACAUACACUCGAGCAUCUCAUCUUCCUCGGCUCCGACCUCUACCCGUUCAAGGGCGUUCUGGACACCUUGGCAAACAGGGCUUUUGCCAGCGGAACCAAUGCCUGGACCGCCAACGACCACACCGCCUACACCCUCACCACCGCCGGCUCCGAUGGCUUUUUGCGCAUGUUGCCUGUCUAUCUCGACCACGUCUUCUUCCCCACACUCACUAACGAAGGCUUCACCACCGAAGUCUACCACAUCAACGGCAAAGGGCAAGAUGCAGGUGUAGUGUUCAGCGAGAUGCAGGGCCGUGAAAACUCGCCAGCGGAUCUCAUGGAGCUCAAGUCGCAGCGAAUGCUCUACCCUGCCUCGUCCGCCUAUCGAUCCGAAACUGGUGGUCUCAUGUCGGCGCUGCGUGUCCUCAACAUUGACAAGAUCCGCGACUACCACCAGCAGUACUACGCGCCCCACAAUGCUGCUCUUGUCGUGUGUGGUCCACUGGCACGCGCCGACCUCCUUGACUCGCUGGCACCCGUCGAGGAGCGACUUGUCACCAAGCGUAAUGCACAGCCCGAGGGUCCCAGAGGCUGGAAGCGCCCCUUCCUCGAGACCGAUUCCGCUGUGCCACCUACCAUCGAUGGGUCCAAGAUCGAACAGCCCGGUCUGGACCCAGCUGAUCCGCCCGCAGAGGGAUCGCAGCCUGACUCGAAGCGUCGUCGUGCCUUCAUCGACUUCCCCGAGAAGGACGAAAGCGUCGGUGAGAUCCAAGUUUCGUGGGUCGGUCCCAAGUUCCAAGACUGGAUGAUGUGCGAAGCCGUCAACAUUCUCAGUACUUACCUCACCGACUCGCCCGUUUCGGCACUCCAAAAGGCCUUUGUCGAGCGCGACGACCCGCUCUGCACCGACGUCUACAUUGGUGCAUCCGACAAGGCCGGUGCCAGUUUGCUGUCUGCAUAUUUCUCAUCCGUCCCCACGGAACAGCUGGACCGCCUGGAUCAGCAGCUCGUCGACUUGCUCUCCAAGAUCGUCGACGAGGGGAUCGACAUGGACAGGAUCCACAUGGUCAUCAAGCGCGACAAGCUCAAGGUUCUCUCUCAGCUCGAGACCAAGCCUGCCGACUCGUUUGCCGAUCUUCUCAUCACCGAUUUCCUGUACGGCAACCGCUCGGGUGAAGACCUUCACACUGCGUUGCAAGAUAUGAAGCGCUACGACGAGCUGCUCACCUGGAAGAACGAACAGUGGACCGAGCUGCUGCAGAAGUUUUUCAUCGACAAUCCUCGACUCGUUGUGAUCGGACGCCCUUCCUCGGCGCUGUCGGACAAGCUCAAGGCGGAUACGAAGGCAUUGGAGGCGGAACGAAGGCAGAAGCUCGGUGAGAGCGGACUCAAGAAGCUCGAGGACAAGCUGGAAGAAGCCAAAAAGGAGAACGACCGCCCCAUCCCCGACGAGAUGCUUCAGCAGUUCAAGAUCCCCAACACAGACAGCAUCAAGUGGAUCCCUGUGGGCACUGCUCAGGCUGCACCGACCACGGCCGGUCAGCAGGCCAAAGGCGAGACGACUGCGUACGGAAUCGCGGUGCAGAACACGGCCGACGACCUCGACAAGAAGGUGCAGGCGCACGUCGACGCCGACCCUGCCUCGCUGCCGUAUUUCGUGCAGUUCGACCACGUCAGCUCGGCCUUUGUCUCGAUUUCGCUCGUGUUUGCCACGACUGAUCUGCCCAAGGAGCUGCGCGCGCAGAUGCAGCUCUACCUCUCUGUGCUUUUUUCGCUCCCCAUCGUCAAGCAGGACGGCUCCAAUGCGGCCUUGACGUACGAGCAGGUCGUCAAGGGCCUGGACGUAGACACGCUCGAAUACGAUGUCUCGCUGGGCAGUGGUGGAUUUGGCGAGCUUGUGUGUGCUGAGCUCAAGCUCGAGCGCGCCAACUACGAAAAGGGCAUUGCUUGGCUGCGGGAUCUGUUCCUCGGGAGUCAGUUUGCAAUCGACAGGCUCAAAGUGUCGAUCAGCAAGAUUAUCCAGAGUCUGCCAGAGCAAAAGAGGAACGGUCGAGCUAUCGCUUCGGCGCUCAGCCGCUCUCUCACGCACGAUGCAGACAAGUCGACCAACUUGGCCAACAGCAUCUUGAACCUGGUCAAGACCAUGCCAGAGUUGCAGGAGGCUCUCAACACCGACCCUCAGAAAGUGGUGGACGACUUUGAGCGUAUCCGAUCCACGCUCGUUCGACCUGAGAAUCUGCGUGUGUCGGUCGCGGGCGACAUCUUGGCGCUGGACCGGCCCAAGAGCGCCUGGUCGCAGCAUUUCACGCGCGACGAGUGGAUGCAGGGUCCGCCCAAGGAGACGCUGCCGGUGCCGUGGAGCAAGGACAUGCUUACGCAGCUGGGCCGUGCGCCGUCGCGCAAGGGACUCAUCACGGCGCUGCCGACCGUGGAGAGCUCGUAUUCGUAUUUCACCACCAAGGGCAUUUCGUCGUACACCCACCCCGACGCACCUGCGCUCGUGACGACCAUCACGAUCCUCAACGCCAUGGAGUCGUACCUGUGGCGCUACAUCCGCGGUGCCGGUCUGGCGUACGGUGCCAACAUUGUGUCGGUCCCCGAAAGCGAAUUGAUCCAUUUCAGCCUGUACCGCUCGCCGGACUCGGCGAAAGCGUUCCUCGAGGCGCGCAAGGUGAUACAGGCGCUUUGUGCCGAGAACGGCAAGAAAGCGGCGGGUGACAGCGGUGAUGCCAAAGCGGACGAGCUGGUGCUCGAGAUCGACUCGACAACGCUCGAGUCGGCCAAGUCGUCUUUGCACUUCAACAUUGCCGAAGCCGAGGGAACCGUGUCCGGCGCUGCGCAGGAGAGCUUCUUCGACCAGGUGUUGAAAGACUCGCCCAAGCAUCGCGGCAAGAUCCUGCUGUCGGCCGUGGCAAACGUCACGCUGGACGACGUCAAGGCCAGCUUGAAGAAGUACAUCUUGCCGCUGUUUGACCCCGAGACCAGUGUAGCCGCGGUUGUGGCACCGCAGUGUAAGGUGGACGAGAUCCAGACGCAGCUCGAGCAAGUCGGGUAUCGCAUGGAGAGGGUUGAGAUUGAUUUGGGCAAGGAUGACGACGACGAGGGCAGCAGUAGUGGGAGCGAAGACGAGAGUGCGAGUGAGGACGAGAGCGGCAGUGACAGCGAGAGCGAGAGCGAGCGUCGGCGCUAG